GUACCACUCUCAUCAUUGUGUUUGUUGCUUAAAGCUUGGGCACUCUCUCUUUCCCCCUCCUCCACCACCACACCCUCUCUAUCUCAUUCAUUUCUCAUCUCUUGUCAUUCCACAAAGAAGAAGAAGUCAUAUUUAUGCACAUAUAUACAUUGUUAUAAUUAGUGGUUAGCUAUAUAUCAUGAGCAGCACCAUGGAAGGAAACAACAAUGGCGGCGGCGGCGGCCGGCUUAACUUCCCACUCCAAUUGUUAGAGAAGACGGAAGACAUUUUUUCGCUCUCGACAUCGACUACAUCGAAUAUCUCGGCUUCCGUCCCGCAAGUGGCCAACCAGCAGGAUUCGACUGUUAAUAAGAAGCCUCUGGUUAAGAGGGCUUCCACGAAAGACCGUCACACUAAGGUGGACGGUCGCGGGCGGCGGAUCCGGAUGCCCGCAACCGCCGCCGCUAGGGUGUUCCAGCUCACUAAGGAGCUGGGACACAAGUCUGAUGGGGAGACCAUCGAGUGGCUCCUCCAGCAGGCGGAGCCCUCAGUGAUCGCCGCCACCGGGACCGGGACGAUCCCGGCGAACUUCACGUCUCUCAAUAUAUCCGUCAGGAGCUCCGGGUCCACGAUGUCGGCCCCGUCGCACCUGAGGAACCUCAACAGCUAUCUGCACGGGUACUCGCAGCUGCGACUCAUGGAGGAGUCGCAGCGGCGGAUAAUGCUCGGACUGUCGUCCGAGUACUCCUCCGCCGCCGGCGCCGCCGCGCCGUCCGCUUUGAACUUCGGAUUCGGCGGCGGCGGGGGCGGCGACGACGUCGGCGUCGCGCUCUUUCAAGCGAAGCAAGAGGGAGAUCGGCACCCGCCCCCGGCGCUCCAGAACUACAUGUCGGGAAACUACAUGUUGCAGUCGAGCUCCGGGUGCAUUCCGGCGAGCCAAGGGCAGAUGCCGGCGACGACAACGUUGUUCCGAAUGGCGAGUAAUAACCCGACCACAACAAGCGGCCAAAUGAUGUCCGGCCACGAAUCUUGUCUGUGGGCGUUGCCGGCGGCGAGUAUUGCCAAUGUCACCACAUCUAACAACAGUGGGCUGCACUUGAUGAACUUUCCAAGUCCGGUGGCGGCGGUGAGCGGCGGCGGCGGCACGGCGGGGGAAGGGCAGCCGACAAGCAUGUUUGCCGCAUUAAAUGGUUUUAGGUCCAUGGAGGAUACCCGGUAAUUAAGAUAGUAACAGUCGACAUUCCUU
Messenger RNA from Cuscuta campestris, 1225 nucleotides. The record is from the annotation of a GenBank genome assembly. Lineage: Eukaryota; Viridiplantae; Streptophyta; Magnoliopsida; Solanales; Convolvulaceae.